AUGGCCACCAGGCAGCACCAAGCCACGGGCUUUUCCCAGGAGCACUGCAACAACAACUAUUUACCGGGGAAGAACGUACCCCGUGCUAACAUGCCCUACCACGGCAUCGACAUGCCCGGCUCCGGCAAACCUACCGGAAGGUUCAGCAACGGCUACAACACCGCCAAUUUCGUUGUGACGAGCAUGGGUUUCGAGAGUAGCCCUCCACCGUAUCUGUUGCUGGAGUCGAGCUCCCGCCUUCUUGUGCUCACCGCUCUCGCCGCUGGUGUGAACUAUGCGUCCUCAGGAGCUGGCAUCCUAGACUCCACCAACGCGGGCGGCAACAUCCCGUUGUCAAGGCAGGUACGCUGCCCCCUGCACGAGGACGGAACAGGCCAGCAACAGAUCGGCUGCAGAGCAGCAUAG
Messenger RNA from Triticum urartu, 405 nucleotides. Its product is annotated as GDSL esterase/lipase At5g55050-like. The record is from RefSeq and is a predicted model, not a curated record. Lineage: Eukaryota; Viridiplantae; Streptophyta; Magnoliopsida; Poales; Poaceae. Gene Ontology annotation, molecular function: hydrolase activity, acting on ester bonds.